UUGACUACUUCAAGCAUUUAAAACUAAGUUUAAUCGAGUCAGCAUGGUAGAUUAAAUGAGUGUAAAAAGGUUUCCCUUCCUUCUCCUUUUAAGUCUCCAUGUAUAUAUGUCACUAUUUCAAAGCUCCAUAGAAGCCUAGACCCAUCAACAAAUUAAGGUGAGAGAAAAAGAGAUUCAUCAUCCUUCGGCCAUGGGAAGACCUCCUUGCUGUGAUAAAGUUGGCAUCAAGAAAGGUCCAUGGACUCCUGAAGAAGACAUCAUUCUUGUUUCUUAUAUUCAAGAACAUGGUCCUGGAAAUUGGAGAUCAGUCCCCACUAACACUGGUUUGUUGAGGUGCAGCAAAAGUUGCAGGCUUAGAUGGACUAAUUAUCUUAGACCUGGAAUCAAAAGAGGAAAUUUCACUCCUCAUGAAGAAGGAAUGAUUAUUCAUUUGCAAGCUUUAUUGGGUAACAAAUGGGCAGCCAUAGCUUCAUAUCUUCCACAAAGAACAGAUAAUGAUAUAAAGAACUACUGGAACACUCAUCUGAAGAAGAAGCUGAAGAAGUUUCAGUCAUCUUUGGAACCACAAAUGACGGCAGAUAAUUCAACUACCAGUCAUCAGUUUGUAUCCAAGAGUUUUGACGAGAGGAGCUUAGAUUUCACCAACCAAGACUCCUCCAAUCUUAUCUCCACCAUUAAUCAAGGCUCCUCGUAUGCAUCGAGCACCGAGAAUAUUUCUCGUCUUCUGGAAGGUUGGAUGAGAUCCUCGCCGAAGAACAAUAAUAACAACAAUAACAAUUCUCUCGUCAAAGCUCCUGAUCAUCGAAAUUCAAACCAGAACAACAACAGCAGCUUCGAUAACAACGAUAGUCUCGACAAUUCAGUAGCGACGACUUCUGUUCAUUGCUACCGUCCGAAAGAGGAGCAAGAAGGAGGAGAUUUGAUUUCUCAUGAAGAGUUUGUAUCAAUUUUAUCAUUUGAGAAUUUGAACAAUGUGGCAUGGGACAAGUCUACAAGUGAUCAGCAGUCCACUACAAAAGAAAGCCCAAAUGAAGAGAAGGUUAAUAUUAGAGCAAUGGUGCCGGCAGAGAGGAAGCUGCAAAGAUCUGAAAACUCAGCACCUCCAUUAUCGUUUCUUGAGAAAUGGCUUUUGGAUGAGUCAACUGGUCAAGUGGAGGAGAUUAAUCCGAUCAUGGAACUCUCUGAUCCAAUAUUCUGAUCAUAAAUGUUCAUUGUUAUUUUUUUUCUAAUUUCUAUUGGUAUUUUGCUUUGUUU
Messenger RNA from Pistacia vera, 1254 nucleotides. Its product is annotated as transcription factor MYB60. The record is from RefSeq and is a predicted model, not a curated record. Lineage: Eukaryota; Viridiplantae; Streptophyta; Magnoliopsida; Sapindales; Anacardiaceae. Gene Ontology annotation, biological process: response to auxin. The coding region runs from base 191 to 1198 and encodes 335 amino acids. The transcript has 3 exons.